CGCGUUAUCACCCCAUUGCAUUUUAUCAGAAUCAAUCUAUCUAUCAAUCAAUCAACAGAGGUAUUUUGAGCUAUGGCAGGAGUGGGACCUAUCUCGCAGGACUGGGAACCCGUUGUCAUCAGGAAGAAAGCCCCCAACGCCGCCACCAAGAAGGACGAGAAAGUCGUCAACGCCGCCCGUCGCUCUGGCGCCGAUAUUGAAACUAUAAAAAAAUCAAAUGCUGGCACGAACAAGGCUGCCUCUAGCAGCACUUCUCUGAACACAAGGAAACUUGAUGAAGACACAGAGAAUCUUUCCCAUGAACGAGUACCAACUGAACUCAAGAAAGCAAUUAUGCAGGCACGAACUGAAAAGAAACUCACCCAGGCUCAGCUUGCUCAGCUGAUCAAUGAGAAGCCCCAAAUUAUACAGGAGUACGAGUCUGGUAAGGCCAUUCCUAAUCAGCAGAUACUUACCAAGCUGGAGAGGGCCCUUGGUGCAAAACUGCGGGGAAAGAAGUGAAGCAGAACUUUUUGGAAACUACUUCCAGUACUUUUAAUAUUGUUGUGUGAGUCUCUAAAAUUGGCUGUAUUUAUUAACUUGUUCUACCAUCAUCAAGGCUCUCUUGUAAGAAUUGUCUUUGACAGUUUGACUCUGUGAUCGCUAUAAAUUUGAGGUCUUUGUUUUA
Molecule: messenger RNA, 667 nt
Organism: Mangifera indica (mango)
Lineage: Eukaryota; Viridiplantae; Streptophyta; Magnoliopsida; Sapindales; Anacardiaceae
Product: multiprotein-bridging factor 1b
Exons: 4
Coding region: 73-501 (142 amino acids)
Cellular component (GO): nucleus
Molecular function (GO): DNA binding
Source: RefSeq, a predicted model, not a curated record